AUGGAUCUAGAUGCAGACGAUCACUAUAGCCCCUGGCUUACAGAAGAGAGUUGUGGCCAUGACGUCGCUAACCUCCGGCCGCAGGGCACUAACGAGAAACACGGGACAGGGAUGUGGCCCAACACGGCUACAGCAACGAGUCCAAUAACAAGACUUCGGGCUCACAACCGACCUGCCUUUAUCCCUUUCACCACUCGCAACCACCACCAACCUCCUAUAUUUUCACCUUCCAAAGCACCGGAGAUAGUUUCUCCUGCUGUCGCGCCAACAGGCGCAGGUGCAGGCAACAUGGAAUACGUGAAGCGACCCAUUCGAAUGGCCACGACUCCGACGGCACAACGAGUUUACAUCAGCACAUUUCUUUUUGCUGUGACCUCUGCGGUUCUGCUGCUUGUGGCUGCGACUGCGUACCCGAUCUUCUACUACACCUAUGUGCCUAAGAAAGUCGUUUCUAUCCCGAUACACCUGCAGUACAAUGCUGGUCUGAACCCUUUCGGCGUCGCAUCACUGAAGAAGGACCUGAUGUUGGAGACGGCCUACGAUGUGACUGUAUCUCUGACGCUGCCGCGGUCGCCGUCCAAUGUCGACCGCGGCAACUUUAUGGUGGCGCUGUUUGCGACCAAGUCGUCGCUCGAGAACCCGGCGCAGUCCUUCACGAUUCCCGAAGACCCUUACACGCAUGUGAGCUCGUCCAAUGUGGUCUUUAGCUCGCGACGACCGGCGCUGAUGCCGUACACGGAUCCGCUAGUAUCACUGGCCGGGCGUGUGCUGUUUCUGGCGUGGCAUGUACUGGCGCCGGCGAGCGACCGCGUUGAGCUGCAAAUCCCCAUGGGCGAGCUGGUUCAGUUCCGGGACCAGUUGCCGCUGAGCUUGCUCCUCGACGUACAGGCUGGUCAGACGUUCCAGGCGUAUUCAGCAAGCGUCGAGCUCGUCGCCCGCCUGACUGGCGUCCGCUGGCUCAUGUACAACCACCGCAUUGUUGGCUUCAUUGUCGGCACGACUUUCUUCUGGUUGGCUGAGAUGCUUUGGCUGGGCUUCGCCUGGCUUACUCUGGCCUACUGCCUUGGUUGGGGCGAACAAGGCAAGCAGGGCAAGGCGAUAACUUCUAUUGAGAAUGAUGGCGAAGCUGAGGGCUACGACUACAGAGCUAUCACGAAGCAAGAAAGCGAGGAGGAAAAAUACUUGACGGCCGCAACUUCACGAGACGUCAAGGGCAAAGGCUUGGCGAUGAAGGACGAGGACGAGGAUGACUACGAUCGGAAGCCGAUGAAGGAGGAGAGCGUAGAGAGAGACCUGCCGACCAAGCAAUCCUGGUACGGCGACGACGACGAGGGGGAGGGCACUGGUAGCAGCUACGGCAAGAACAAAACAGUGGCUCGGAAAAGACUGUCGGGAGAGAGAUACUGA
Molecule: messenger RNA, 1407 nt
Organism: Pestalotiopsis fici W106-1
Lineage: Eukaryota; Fungi; Ascomycota; Sordariomycetes; Amphisphaeriales; Sporocadaceae
Exons: 3
Coding region: 1-1407 (468 amino acids)
Biological process (GO): lipid droplet organization; lipid storage
Cellular component (GO): endoplasmic reticulum membrane
Source: RefSeq, a predicted model, not a curated record